CUUUUUUAUUGCCGAGUCCACAGCUGCAUUCAAAGCAUUCUCACUUCCCACACUACUCUCGAUCUCCUCUUCUCUCUCUCUUUCUCUCUUCUUCAUCUCUUCCAUCCAUCUUCAUAUAUGGCCUCACGCAGUGGACUCUCCUUUGAUCCAGAUCCCAUCACCCUGCACCCCCGCCACCGCUCCAAACCCCCUUCUUCUCAACCCACCCAAAACCACCGCCACCACUUCAUAAAGCUCGAACCUUUUCUCUCCCCCUCAUCCAUGGAGUCUCCGGUCAACAACAGGUCGCCUCCCCCCACUAUCCAAUUCCCGGUCAACCUCAACUGCUCCGACCAUCGGGCUCGCCAUGCCCAAGAACACCAGGAUCAUAAAACAACCGUCUUAGGUGAGAUGGACUUCUUUGCAUAUACCAAGGAUAAUGGAGAUUCCAGGGCCUCCGCCGUUGACGACGACGUUAAAGAUUUGCGCACGUCCACUGAAUUGGAUUUCACUAUUAACACCGGUUUGCAUCUUCUCACGGCGAACACCAGCAGUGAUCAGUCGAUAGUGGAGGAUGAGUUGUCACCGAAUUCAGAAGACAAAAGAGCUAAAAGCGAGCUGGCGGUUGUGCAAGCUGAACUGGAGAGGAUGAACGGCGAGAAUCGACGGUUGAGAGACACGUUGAAUCAGGUCAACAACAAUUACACUUCUCUCCAGAUGCAUUUGAUGACGUUAAUGCAACAACAACAAAGCAAUGGGAAAAUGGAGGAGUCUAAGCAGACGCGUCACAAUAAUAAUGGAGGCCAAAUGGUGCCCAGACAAUUCAUGGAUCUCGGUCUUGCUCCUGGAGGAGGAGGAGGAGGAGGAGGACCCACGGAGCCCGAUGAGGCGUCGCUGUCGUCGUCGGAGGGGCGGAGCGGCCGGGAACGGUCGCAGUCGCCGACGAACAAUAUAGACGAGGCAUCCAGAGAGGACAGCCCGGAAAAAGGGUCCGGUUGGGGAUCUAAUAAGGUGGCUAGAUCUGGAAAUGCUUCAAAAGGCGGUAGCGUUGAUCAAGCCACCGAGGCCACCAUGCGAAAGGCUCGUGUCUCCGUUCGAGCUCGAUCAGAGGCUCCCAUGAUUACAGAUGGUUGUCAAUGGAGGAAAUAUGGCCAGAAAAUGGCGAAGGGGAACCCGUGUCCUAGAGCUUAUUACCGGUGCACCAUGGCCGCUGGUUGCCCAGUUCGAAAACAAGUUCAAAGAUGCGCAGAGGAUAGAACAAUCUUGAUCACAACUUAUGAAGGAAACCACAACCACCCACUGCCGCCGGCAGCCAUGGCAAUGGCAUCGACGACCUCGUCGGCGGCGAAGAUGCUGCUGUCGGGAUCCAUGCCGAGUGCGGAUGGGCUGAUGAACUCAAAUUUCCUAGCGAGAACCCUCCUUCCUUGCUCUUCAAGCAUGGCCACCAUCUCAGCUUCCGCUCCAUUCCCCACUGUUACAUUGGAUCUUACCCAAAACCAAAACCCAAACCAAACCCAAUUCCCCAGACCCCCAAACCCCUUCCAAUUCCCAUUCCCAAACCCUUCCCAGAAUACCGCCGCCGCACUUUUGCCUCAGAUUUUCGGGCAGGCGUUGUAUAACCAAUCCAAAUUCUCCGGCCUUCAAUUGUCUCAGGACUUGGAAAACAACAUCCACGCUCCUUCCUCAAUGCCGCCGCACCAGUCCUCUCCGCAGAACCCGCUGGCGGACACCGUCAACGCCCUCGCCAGCGAUCCCAACUUCACGGCGGCGCUGGCGGCCGCCAUUACUUCCCUCAUCGGAAACCCGUCCCAUUCCGGCAACGUUACUAACACCUCCAACGCCAAUAAUAACGGCAGCGUUAUUACCAGCAGCAAUGGCAAUGACAAAGUCAACAGUUGAAAUUCGCAGCGGCUCCAAACCCAAACUGCUAUACAUAUUCAUUAUAUACACAUAUAUAAUCCCUUCUUGCUCUUGAUAAUGUUUUUUCCUUGUCAUAUACUCCGUAUUUGAUUUAGUCAAAUUUCGGUUUUGUUUACUUUUUAAGUGUUGUUAUGGGCUUUUGGGACUAUACCUUUUGGUUUAUAUUUUUAAUUCUUUUCUUGGUUUAAUAAUGUAAUUAAAUCUUAUGUGGUUUGGUAAAUUUGAGGAUGAUAUGGCUAUACACAUACUUGUUA
Ipomoea nil (Japanese morning glory) is the source of this 2153-nucleotide messenger RNA. RefSeq names its product probable WRKY transcription factor 31. NCBI's taxonomy places the organism in Eukaryota, Viridiplantae, Streptophyta, Magnoliopsida, Solanales, Convolvulaceae. The transcript is spliced from 5 exons. Gene Ontology annotation, molecular function: sequence-specific DNA binding; DNA-binding transcription factor activity. The record is from RefSeq and is a predicted model, not a curated record. The coding region runs from base 118 to 1878 and encodes 586 amino acids. Gene Ontology annotation, biological process: regulation of DNA-templated transcription.